CUUGACUUUUAUGCCCUGUGAAACUUUGCUUUUAUUUCUGCUAGACAGCCAUGUUGGUGAACUUGACCAUGGGACCGAAGAGGAAAGGGCCGAGGGCCCCGGCCAACGUGGAGCCAAACCCAGCUACAUCGGGUGAGGACAGUCCGGACAUCGACGACAGAAGAAAGCAAUCUGGAGCGGAUUCAUCGGACUUCCAAGUUUUCGUCCGGGCUACACUUAACAAAUUGGUGGAGGGGCAACGCCUUUUAGAGGCUCAACUUGGGGCCUCCAUCGAGUUCAACAGCGGAAGGAUCACCACACUCGAAAAAAACAAAACGGAGGUGGAGGGCGACAUCAGAGAUUUGAAACAAGAAGUCGGCACCUUAAGAGACCAACUCGACCGCCAACAGUCCGAAAUUAAUAAACAAGAACGUUUUUCGAGACGCAAUAACUUUCGUGUUGUCGGAAUGGAGAGGGUCGAAGGGGAAAACUGUCUCGAAAGAAUUGAAGACCUGCUAAUCGACAAGUUCCACUGGGUCGACGCACCAAGAAUAGAGCGAGCUCAUCGGGACGGUCAAGACAGAACCGGUAAGCCAGCCCAUAUUCUGGUUAAAAUGCUGUCAUACAGGGACAAAAUUACGGUACUAAAAUCCCAUCGUUCUGCAUUGGAGGGCCUACCCCUGUUCGUAGUUGACGACCUCACGGCAAAGGAUGGAGCAGAGAGAUACAAAUGGAAACUGGAGGUUAAGAAACUGUACGACCGCGGAACAAAGUUGCGUUUCUUUGCGGGUUUUUGGCGUAACUCUACGGGAGCUCAACACAAGUUUGACUAAAAAAACAUCGUUUCUUCAUGAACAAUAAUUCAAUUGUGGAGACAUAUCCAGACCUACUUUUCCAGUAAUAAGGUAUUUUGAUGUGUUGACCUUUUUUCAGAGGUGUAGUUGGUCCUUUAAUAAGUUAUAAGCUAUAUAUUCAUUUGCUGUUCACGUUUGGUUAAUUAUAUAAUUUCUUUUUGCUUUGGUAUUUCUCAUAAUCUGGUUAGGGUAGUUUAUUUUCCCUCGUUUUUCUACCUAUCUGCCUGGUUUGCGUUAAACGUGGGUUUCAGUCCGUAUUGCUACUUGUUCUUAUUUUUUUAUUUGCGGAGUUCCCAGGGGUCUUUUCAAUGGCUAAAUUCCAUUUAGCUUUGGUUUUUGGACGGGUUCAUC
Asterias rubens (European starfish) is the source of this 1184-nucleotide messenger RNA. RefSeq lists its product as uncharacterized. Bases 51 to 812 code for a protein of 253 amino acids. The record is from RefSeq and is a predicted model, not a curated record. Lineage: Eukaryota; Metazoa; Echinodermata; Asteroidea; Forcipulatida; Asteriidae. The transcript has 2 exons.